This is a messenger RNA of Jaminaea rosea, 1150 nucleotides long. RefSeq lists its product as hypothetical. Gene Ontology annotation, biological process: regulation of transcription by RNA polymerase II. The transcript has a single exon. The record is from RefSeq and is a predicted model, not a curated record. Gene Ontology annotation, cellular component: mediator complex; core mediator complex. Gene Ontology annotation, molecular function: transcription coregulator activity. The coding region runs from base 33 to 1097 and encodes 354 amino acids. Lineage: Eukaryota; Fungi; Basidiomycota; Exobasidiomycetes; Microstromatales.
CAUACAUUCACUCCCGCCCCCCUACGUUCACCAUGGACGACGUCAACGACAACAACGACGCAGGCCCCUCCUCCCCACAAUACCCACCCCUCACGUCCGCCUCCCUCUUCCCUCCACCCCCGGCCACGCACAUACACUACACGCCAGUCAACCUCUGGCUUCACGGCGUGCUCAACGAGCAUUGGGAGGAGGAGGCUCUUCAAGACGAAGAACAGGAGGGGGAUGAUGACACCUCUGCUACCUCCAAGUCGAGCUCCACAUCCCCGCGCAUGAAGCUACAACGACGUCUCCUCCUCCUUCACGCCCUCGACGCGCUCAGUGACCCUUCAACGCCGUCGCACAUCACCUCGCAGUACACCCCUUCCUCGCUACGCAGCUACAUCCUCUCUCUCCCCCUCGACCUCAAACUGGAACUCGACCCUCCCGACCUCAACGUCAUCACAGGAAUAGCGCAGGGCUAUCACCUCUACGGGCAAUGGUGGCCUGUCCCUGCUCGCCUUCCCGGGUUGGAGGAGGCGGGCGUACAACGACUCUACGCCGACGACGAUGCAGAGCCGGGGGCGGAUCGCGAUUCGGAGGGAAGAGUCGAUAGGAGACCAACGCUCCUAAUGCUGUUGCGCAGCUUCCUGGUCACGUACCUGAAGCUGUUGAGCUUAUUGCAGUACCCGCCUAGCUUCUAUUCGUUGCGCACUUUUGCGUCCAAGGAGCUCGGUGGGCGAGGAGAGGAGGAGGAGGAAGGGCAUGCAGGCCCGAAUGGCAACGAUACCAAUGGCGAGGUGCCGGAGGGCGUGCCCGGCGAAGAGGAAUGGCACACCACGAGCUCGGCACAGUGGGCUCACUUGCGUACCCUCGUCUUGAAUUUCCAGGAAGUGCUCAAUCGCUCUCGACCUAGUCAGGCUGCGCGUAAUUUGGAGAGGGUCAUGGAGGGGCAAGUGAGGGAGAGGAGGGAGGAGACGCGGAGGGUGAGGGAGAAGUGCGAGGAGGUGAGGAGGAUGAUCACGAGGUGGGAGGGGCAGGGGCAUGUUUGCAUGACGGGAAAGGGAGAGGCAGAGAAUGGUACGGGGAUGGGGAUGGAGCUUGACACAGAGGAGAGAUGAGGGAUGAACUGGCAUGGCAUGGCAUGGCAUGGCAUGGCAUGCGCUGCAUUGCA